Rhizophagus irregularis DAOM 181602=DAOM 197198 is the source of this 948-nucleotide messenger RNA. NCBI's taxonomy places the organism in Eukaryota, Fungi, Glomeromycota, Glomeromycetes, Glomerales, Glomeraceae. The record is from RefSeq and is a predicted model, not a curated record.
AUGAUUGAGAUAUGUCAUCAAUUCUUCAAUAUAAAUGACAUAAAAGCAAAUGUAUCGAAAUACGAACUUAUAAAAAUAAACAACAAUAAAGAAGAUCUUUCAAUUGAGGGAGAACCAAUCACAAAGACAAACAGCGAAGAAGGUAAUCGUUACCUUGGAAUAUUUUUCAGAUACGACAACAAAAGAGAAAUAUAUAAAAAGAAGAUAACAUCGAUAAUCAAUAACGCCUGCAAUAUAUUUAAUUGGAAAAGAUUAAAUGAAAAGCAAAUAAUAGCAGUUUGGAAUAUAGUUAUUGUACCAAGAAUAGAGUAUCAGUUGGCAGCCAUCGUCCUAAAGAAAUGGGAAUGCGAGAAAUUGAUGACAAAAAUAAAUAUGAUAAUUAAAAAAAGAGCUGGCCUAGCAAGAUCAACUCCAAAUUUUAUAAUCUACGAUAAAGACAUUUUAGGUAUAAAACAUAUUUACGACCUACAGAUGGAAAUGAUAUAUAAGAAUUUGCUUUAUCAGGCGAAUGGAAAUUACAAAUUACAAAUAUUAUUUAAAAUUAAAAUGAUCCAAGAACAGAAAAAUAUAUGGACUUCGAGAUGUCCUGGAGAAUUAGAAAUAACAAAUUAUAGGAAAAAUAAUUGGAUCAUAUCAGCUUUAAAGGUGUUAAAUAAUGAAAAAAUCAAAAUAUGUAAUCAUGAAAUAAAAGAUUUUAGAGAAAGUCACAGAAUCAAAGGAGGAAAGACUGACCUAAUUGAAUUAAUGGAGUGUAAGGAAUUUAUAACAAGUACUCAAUCAAGAAAAACAAAAAAUAUAAUGUUUUUAGAAGACAUCCUAGAGGCGGACGGUAUCACUUUACUAAAAUGGAAGCAUUUAUGUAAAGAAAGAGGAAAGAACACGAAAGGUAAAACGCCGAAAUGGUUUAAAAAAUUAGAAUUGAAAUUAAUAGCAGAUGAAAGUGGAUAA